AUGCGAACAUCUAAAACUCGUUCUUCAUUGAAUCCAACAACAGCUGAGUCAUCUUUUCGAUGGCAACAGUGUUCUCAAUGUUUAAAAUCCCUUUCAAUCACUCAAGACAAUCAUCAAUGUUCAGAUGAAUUAACUUGUGUAUUCGUUGAACAUAAUCGAGCUCAAUUGAUCAUACAAGAACAUAAAUCUGAGUAUUUCAAAGAUCUAGUACUGCCUUCGUUUAUGCACUCAGAUCUUGUGUUCAUUUCUCCGGAAACAAUGCGACUAUUCGGAGUUUCACAUCGGAAUGAACAGAUUUGUUUAACAUUGAAAACUAAAGAUCAACAGCGUUUGCUCCGAAUAGGCUAUGUGUGGCCAAAUUCAACAAUAGCAGAUAAUCAAAUAGCAAUCAGUCGCUCGCUGUUCGACCAAGCAUUCGAACAGCAGUUAAUUGAACUACGAACUAUUCCAAAAGAUAAUCUUCGACAUACAAGCUCAAUCACAUUGAAUGCGCUUGUUGCAUGUUCAACACGUAGUACGAAUGAACGCCGUUUGAUCACAAUCUGUUUAAAACAUCAAUUAGAAAAUCGAAUCGUGUAUGUUGGUCAACAGAUUGAAUUUGUUUAUCUUGGUCAAUCGAUAUCAUUUCGUGUCGAGCGACCAAACGAUGAAUCAGAUCUCGUUGAUUCUCUUCAUUCGCUUUCGAUUGAAAAUGAUCUUCCAAAACUCUAUCAGUUAUCUUCGUCGACAACUUCGAUUACUAUUCAAUUCGACUUGUCAACGACAAACUCUUUGAAUAAAACUUCAGAAAAAUCACUCACUCUAUCCGACAUCGGUGGUUUAAAGAAAGAAAAAUCAGAUUUAACUGAUCUUUUAUUAUCUUCUACACUCAAUGACAUUCCCCCGCGAGGAAUACUCCUCCACGGUCCGAAAGGUUGCGGUAAAACUACACUCAUCAAUGCGCUAGCUCAAGAAAUAUCAGCAACGAUUGUUCCGAUCAAUCCGUCUGAUGUGUACAGUCGACAUUACGGUGAAAGUGAAACGAAAUUAAAACGUCUUUUUGCACAAACAACAGUGAAUAAAACGAAAAAAUACUUUCUUGUUGUGGAAAAUAUCGAAAGUCUCUGUCCGAAUCAAGAGCGGAUAACUCAACAAUUAGAACGACGAUUGACAACAACAUUUAUUGAACUGUUAGAUCGAUAUUUAGAUGGAAAGAAUGUAAUUUUGAUUGCGACGACGAAUCGAUUGGAUUCAGUCGAUACUGAUCUUCGACGACCUGGUCGAAUUGAUGAAGAAAUUGAAAUUGGAGUGCCGAAUCAAACAGAUCGACUUGAGAUUUUAAAUCUGAAAUUACGCAGUAUGACAAAUAAUCUCAAUGAUGAAGAGUUAAGACUCAUUGCAGAACGAACACAUGGAUUCAGUGGGUCAGAUCUGGAGAAUCUCUGUCGAAAAGCCAAUCAUUAUGCCAGAAAAAGUCAGGAACUCGAUCGAAAUUUGACAAUGAAACAUUUUGAGAGCGCAUUAGCUGUUAUUCGACCGAGUAGCAUGCGCGAAGUGAUUCUCGAAGUUCCGAAAGUCAAAUGGUCAGAUAUUGGUGGUCAACAUGAAUUGAAAAAACGUCUGGAAGAAAUGGUUGUGUGGCCAUUGAGAUAUGCUCCCGCUCUCGAACGUCUUCACGUUCAAGUCCCGAAAGGCAUUCUCAUGUACGGACCGCCGGGAUGUUCGAAAACAAUGGUAGCAAAAGCAAUUGCCACUGAAUCGGGUCUGAAUUUUCUUGCUGUGAAGGGGCCUGAGUUGUUUAGUAAAUGGGUGGGCGAAUCAGAACGAGCCGUACGAGAGUUAUUUCGUCGUGCUCGUCUAGCUGCACCAGCAAUAAUCUUUUUCGAUGAAAUCGAUGCCAUCGCCAAUGCCAGAUCAGGUUCAACGAAUUCUCAAUCCAAUGUGAGCGAUCGCGUUAUUGCUACACUUCUCAUCGAAAUGGAUGGGAUUGAAAAACUCAAAGGUAUUCAUGAUCGUGAAUAUGCGCGUGUAUUGUUUGUUGACGAAAAUAACAAAGAAAAUGGUGAUAUAUUUAAUGAGAAAUAA
Messenger RNA from Adineta ricciae, 2064 nucleotides. The record is from the annotation of a GenBank genome assembly. NCBI's taxonomy places the organism in Eukaryota, Metazoa, Rotifera, Eurotatoria, Adinetida, Adinetidae.